Molecule: messenger RNA, 2169 nt
Organism: Heterocephalus glaber (naked mole-rat)
Lineage: Eukaryota; Metazoa; Chordata; Mammalia; Rodentia; Bathyergidae
Gene: Thap1
Product: THAP domain containing 1
Biological process (GO): regulation of transcription by RNA polymerase II
Cellular component (GO): nucleus
Molecular function (GO): RNA polymerase II cis-regulatory region sequence-specific DNA binding; DNA-binding transcription factor activity
Source: RefSeq, a predicted model, not a curated record
CUCAGCCAAUGGUGUGCUUUGCAGGAAACGUAACCUCUGACCUCUGGGCUAAUCAGAGACGGUGAACAACUCGCGAGAGGUUAGUUGAAGCUGACUCCGCCAUCUUGGAGAUGGGAGACGGGUGAUGGCUGUGGUCUUUCCGCUAAUGCAAACAACAAAACAAGCACAGUAGUCACUCCCAAGUGUGGCUCUUACCCCUGUAACAGUUCAUGAAAAGCUAUAGAAGAAUCAAGAGUCUCAAAGUCGAGCGCAGCGACACUGAAAGCCCCUUUACUUGCCUUCUAGGGCGGCAGAAGUGAAGUUACUGAGACCCACGAGAAUGGUGCAGUCCUGUUCCGCCUACGGCUGCAAGAACCGAUAUGAUAAGGAUAAGCCUGUUUCUUUCCACAAAUUUCCUCUUACUCGACCCAGUCUUUGUAAACAAUGGGAAGCAGCUGUCAGAAGAAAAAACUUUAAGCCCACCAAGUACAGCAGCAUUUGUUCAGAGCAUUUUACUCCAGACUGCUUUAAGAGGGAAUGCAACAACAAGUUACUGAAAGAGAAUGCUGUACCCACUAUAUUUCUUUGCACUGAGCCACAUGACAAGAAAGAAGAUCUUCUGGAGCCACGAGAACAGCUUCCACCACCUCCUUUAACACCUCCCGUUUCCCAGGUUGAUGCUGCCAUCGGAUUACUAAUGCCUCCUCUUCAGACCCCUGAUAAUCUCUCAGUUUUCUGUGACCACAACUACACUGUGGAGGAUACAAUGCACCAGAGGAAAAGGAUUCAUCAGCUGGAACAGCAAGUUGAAAAGCUGAGGAAGAAGCUCAAGACUGCCCAGCAGCGAUGCAGAAGACAGGAGCGACAGCUUGAGAAAUUAAAAGAGGUGGUGCACUUCCAGAAGGAGAAGGAUGAUGUUCCGGAGAGAGGCUAUGUGAUUCUGCCCAAUGACAUCUUUGAAAUUGUUGAAGUACCAGCAUAAUAAAUAAAAUGUGUAAUUAAAAUGGGGCCAAGACCAUAUAUCCUUUUUUAGCCUAUAUGGGAGUUUUCAUUUGAAAAAUAACACUUGAUUACUUACAUAAAAACAAUUCAGAAUAUUUUUUUAGAAAAAUAAAUUAGCUAUAUACUGUAAAAUUGUAAUUUUUUUGUUUGUAAUUUCAGAGUUUUUACAUUUUAACAAAAUAUUUUAAAAGUUGUUGAAAUAAGCCUCAGACUGCCAUUGUAAGUUGAUUUCAAGAUUGGAGAUUUUUGUUUGUGUAUUUAUAGAAAUAAUGUAAAAAUAAAAGUAGAAUGAGAACAGUGCAGUAAAGAUGACUUGUUAUAAAAUUAAUGCUCUUUAUUAAGAGAACUUAGCUACAUUUUAAAUCAGAAGUAUGGGUCAGAUGAAAGGACAUAACCUCUCAAUACAUAUAUGUACAUACAUAUUUGUAGAGUUAGAAGGUUUAUUUAUCUUUCUGAGGAUCAUUUGUCAAAGAUAAAUUGAUAAGUCAUCAUUUGAAACAAAGAUUUGGCUAUAUUCAGAAAAGAAAAUGAUUCAUUUCAUAUCUAAUCAAUAUGUAACUGUAUAAAAGUGCCCCUACAUUCUCCUCAGCUUUAAAAAAUCAGAUGUAUCCCUCCAGUAAAAGAAACAUUUUUCAAUAAGCAAAAUAAGCACUAUCAUCAUUGAAGUAAAAAUUAGGACCUGAUCCAUGAUAAGCUUUUCUCUCUCAUUGCCCCCUAGCUAAAGGGGUUUCUCAAUUUGUAGUUAUAUCUGCAUUCAUAUCUCUAAUAAAUGUAUUUUGAAUGGAAUUUUAUUUGUAUCAUAAUAUGAUAAUUUUGCAUUUGAAUGGUUGAUUUUGGUUAAGACUUCACAUAAAAAUUAUUUUUUCACUUUAAUGCAGGUUGGAAAUUGUAUCUCAUUUACUUAAAUCACUUAUACUCAAAACCACCCUAAUAUGUAGUGUUUUACUGAAUAUUGAGACUUAAACACUACAGUUUCUGUUCAGAAUGUGUGUUGUAUUCUGACUUGUGAGAAAUUUUACAUAUAUUUGAAAUGAAAAUAUGUUCUGAGUAAAAUAUCGCUAUAGGAAUUAUCUAUUUAGAUUUAGAAUAACUGUUCCAACUACAAUUAUUACUUUUCUAUUUUGAACUACACUGAGCUAGUUGAAGAGUAUCAGACCUUUUAAGUCAGUAUUAAAGAUGUAAAACAAU